Molecule: messenger RNA, 1536 nt
Organism: Carassius auratus (goldfish)
Lineage: Eukaryota; Metazoa; Chordata; Actinopteri; Cypriniformes; Cyprinidae
Product: ras-related protein Rab-10-like
Exons: 6
Coding region: 1-588 (195 amino acids)
Molecular function (GO): GTP binding; GTPase activity
Source: RefSeq, a predicted model, not a curated record
AUGUUUCACACGUCCAAUUCCAAUUUUUUUGACAUCAUUCCACCAGGGCUUAGUCCCCUAAGGGUUAAGUGUCUUUGUUCAACUUAUGUCUUUUGUUGUGUCUUUUUAGGAAUCGAUUUUAAGAUCAAAACAGUUGAAUUGCAAGGAAAGAAAAUAAAGCUACAGAUAUGGGACACAGCGGGGCAGGAACGGUUUCACACCAUCACUACCUCUUACUACAGAGGGGCCAUGGGAAUCAUGCUCGUAUAUGACAUCACCAACGCCAAGAGCUUCGAAAACAUCAGCAAAUGGCUCAGAAAUAUUGAUGAGCACGCUAACGAGGAUGUAGAGAGGAUGCUGCUAGGCAACAAGUGUGACAUGGAGGACAAACGUGUCGUACCAAAAGCCAAGGGGGAACAGAUCGCAAGAGAACAUGGGAUUCGCUUUUUCGAGACGAGUGCAAAAGCCAACAUCAGCAUCGAGAAGGCGUUCCUCACGUUAGCAGAAGACAUUCUCAAAAAGACGCCCGUAAAAGAGCCCAACAGUGAAAACGUGGACAUCAGCACUGGUGGUGGAGUCACGGGAUGGAAGACCAAGUGCUGCAGUUGAACAGACACACACAGUUACUCACACACACUUUACACAGACACACACACACACGACCUGUUCUUCUAUACCCCCCCCCAUCUCUCUCUCUCUCUCUCAUUCACACAUCCUUCAUUUCUGUCUAACACUCUUCCGUUCUGUCCUCCUCACGGGAUUCUCCGUAAAACACAUCUCUAACAUCUCUCAGACUUACGACUGCUUGCUGACAUCAUUUUUAUUUCUGAAAAAAAAAAACAAAUGUAAAGAGAAAGUCAUUUUGUGUUGUUUCUUACUUAUUUUAAAGUUUAAAGAACGAAAGAAAUGAAUUUAAACAAAAAGCGCAUUCACCACUACAUAGAGACCGUCAGUGGACCUGGAGACGCUGUCCGUCGGCACAGAGGAGCGGCGUCGCGUUUUAGACGAGACUUUGUCCAGUGUUUUGGGGUUAGUGUUGUGUGUGUUAGUGUGAGAGAUCUUCUCUAGCUGGGUUUUUUGUUCUUUGAUUUAUUUCGUCCGGUGCCUUAAUGUAGAGCCUUAGAGCUCACCCCCCCCCCCCCCCAAACACACAUUUAAACAUCACUUUUCUGUAAACAGUUAUGCACACACACACACACACUGGUCCUCUCCUCUCUGUUUGACCCGCUAACCCAACCCAACACGCCCGAGUGGAACCAUCCGGAUUCAACCUGUUUGCUCAGAAGAGAAUGGCAUUAUAUAUAUUUUUUGUUUCGUGUCAGAAUUACUUGUUUUUUGAAUCUCCUCCUGUAUGUUUUUUUUUUUUUUCAAUCAGUUACUCAUUCUCUCCUGCAUGCUGGUUUCUUUGGGUUUUUAGGGUCCUUUGUAAGUUUUGCCAUGUUUGUAAUUGACGGGAAGUAUCUCUUCUGGUCCAGACACGUGUCAGGGAGGGGAGCGUUCUCUUUGGAAUUUCAAACGAUUUUGCAGAUCCAUUAAAAAAUAAGCUUGUUUAAGUUA